Messenger RNA from Trypanosoma theileri, 999 nucleotides. RefSeq lists its product as uncharacterized. Bases 1 to 999 code for a protein of 332 amino acids. The record is from RefSeq and is a predicted model, not a curated record. The transcript has a single exon. NCBI's taxonomy places the organism in Eukaryota, Euglenozoa, Kinetoplastea, Trypanosomatida, Trypanosomatidae.
AUGAAGGCAAAUGAAUUCCCGCCACCGCAAGAAGAAUACCCAUCAGAGCCAUACGAGAGAGAAGAACAAGAAGAAGAACAAGAACAAGAAGAAGAGGAGUAUAUUGAGAUGGAUUACGCCUCGGAGAUUGAAGAGUGCUCGCACUAUAUCUUCAGCGAACGCCCCUACUGCCGCAACACCACCCACGCCGAGGAGGAUGAGGAAAUGGAUGUUGAUUGGGUGCUCCUCCGCCAACAACAACAGCGGCAGCGGCGGGUGGAGGAAGAGAGAGAAACGGACGGGGGCUGCGCGGCUCCCGCCUACGGCCACGUCGCCCUCCGCGCCCUCAUCACGGAGGCCCGCCGCAAACAUCUCUCGCACCUCCGCCGCAGCGGCAGCAGCGCCGCCGUUGUGUUGGAGGCCAAACGCCACUGGCGGCUGCUCGCCCACCGCACCGCCGAAGAUCUGCAGCUGUUGGGCUACGAGCGGGUGCGGCGCUCCGUGGCCGCCAUGUGUCUCUUCAACCUCGAGAAUGGACUCCUCUUCGACGACAGCAGCAGUAAUAGUAAUAGUAGUAAUAGUGGAGUCUACGCCCGCGAUAUUGUGCGCAACAAGGAGCGGCUGCUGCAGCAAUUACGGGAACAGAACACACUCUUCAUCUCCACCCCAACAACACCAACAGUAAUGGAGAUUCAACGUGGAGAAGAGGAAGAGGAGUGUACAUUGCCGUUCUUCAUGUCAUCCGUGGCGGAUGUGUUGCCGCCGCUCUGUGUGUUUCCGGUGCCUUUUCUCAAUCCCAAUCUCCUCGAGGCGUCGUCCACGGAGUUGCCGCUACUUGGCGACGGUGAUGGGUGUUUACUCGACACUUCCCUCGAGAGCGGCGGGGGGGCUAGCAGUAGCAACAACAGUAGUAACUGCAAUAAUAGCAGUAGCAAUAGUAGUAACAACAGCGACACAGACGACUGCGACUCACCAAAGUUGUCCACAGAUGAUGUGCGACUAGUAACAUCAUGCCGCUGA